UAUCAUUUUUCUAAGGUUAGUUAGAAAUUAUUGUUUACUUUUUGGGAAGUGCUUGUGAAUUUUAAGCUUCCAAUUCAAUGACUGACUCUUUUCCCUUUAUCUUUGAAACAAUUUCCCAUAUGAUGUAUGCUGGAAGUGCUGCACGCCAGCAUGUUCCAUGAAGUUGUCAGUAUCAGUGAUAUUCUUUGCUCACUAACUUUGUUUGCUUUUAGAAAAGAAGUGCCUUCUGUAUGGAAUAUCAAACAAAAAGAGUGGCAUCAGAACGGGUAGCAACACAAAACACCCUUUCAGUGAUAGGCGAAUGCAUUGAUCAGUUUGCCCCAGGCUGUGCAGGAAUACAGAAGAUACUCAAUGCGCGUUGCCCAUUAGUGCGGUUUUCCCAUCAGCCAUCAGGAUUUCAGUGUGACCUCACUGCUAAUAAUAGAAUAGCUAUGCGAAGCACAGAACUCCUUUAUAUCUAUUCUAAUAUUGACCCUCGGGUACGGGCUCUCGUGUUUGGUAUUCGGUGCUGGGCUCGUGUUCAAGGGAUUACAAGCAGUGUUCCUGGAUGCUGGAUCACUAACUUCUCCUUGACCAUGAUGGUUCUGUUCCUGCUGCAGAAAAGAAAUCCACCAAUUAUACCGACAUUAGACCAGCUCAAAGACCUAGCAGAAGCAGAAGAUGAAUGUAUCAUUGAGAGUCAUGACUGCACGUUUGUUUCUAAUAACAAAAUAAAGCCAUCCCAAAAUACACAAACUCUGGAGGAACUUCUGCAAGAAUUCUUUGAAUUUUAUGGCAAUUUUGCAUUCAACCGACUGUCCAUCAAUAUCAGAAAG
Rhincodon typus (whale shark) is the source of this 815-nucleotide messenger RNA. RefSeq names its product poly(A) RNA polymerase, mitochondrial. The transcript has 4 exons. NCBI's taxonomy places the organism in Eukaryota, Metazoa, Chordata, Chondrichthyes, Orectolobiformes, Rhincodontidae. The annotation marks the transcript as partial. The record is from RefSeq and is a predicted model, not a curated record. Gene Ontology annotation, molecular function: poly(A) RNA polymerase activity. Gene Ontology annotation, cellular component: mitochondrion.